Acaulospora colombiana is the source of this 477-nucleotide messenger RNA. NCBI's taxonomy places the organism in Eukaryota, Fungi, Glomeromycota, Glomeromycetes, Diversisporales, Acaulosporaceae. The record is from the annotation of a GenBank genome assembly.
ACCUCCCGGGAAGCCGGCCGUCACGCAAAAGAGCAUGAUAGCGGUCGAGAAGGUCAAGACGGACCACAUGAGGAAGGCGAAUGGAAGAGACCAGAGGAUAGCAAGGGGGCGGUGGCCGUACAGUUGAUGGUGUUCGAAGACGGUGGAGGCGAGAGAGGCAGUGAUCAUGGCGACGCGGACGACGUUUUGGGUGUCAGUGAGGGGUUGCUUUUGUUGAGGGUCGAGAAUAGGAUAAGGAAUAGCAAGGAAAGCCAUAUUAGCGCUAGGAAGAUUUUUAUCAAUGAGAUCUUGGAAGCGAACUUUGUUUACAAUCUUGUCGACCCAUACGAGUUCCAAAGCGCUGUUAUGGGCCAUGGGAGCUUCGAACAAGAGUACGCAGAUGAAGCGGAUGUGUUCGGUCGAGACGCGCUGAUGGAUGUCCGUACAAGUUUUGAAACUGCCAGUCCACUGUUGAAUCCGAGAGUGUUAUUUUUAUAG